CUCGCUCCCAGCCCACGACCACGACGACGCCCAUCACACACUCGUCUUACGCCCACCAGUCUCCACCACGGUAGAUAAAUCGGCCAACAGCCCACACCGCCGGCCCCCCAAUCUCGACCAUGGCUUCGAAAAAAGAUAUGCGCCGCGCCGACCUCAUCGUGCCCUAUGCCGAGCCCGAGAAGAGCAAAGAUGAAGGCGACAUGUCGAGCACGCUGUCGAGCACGCUGCCCAUGGCUGCUAUCUUCACGCGCAACAAGAUGAUCGGCUGGGUUGCCGUAGUCUUUGCUAUCCAGGCUUGGCUGGCUGAGACGGCCGAACAGAGGAAGACGUCGACUACGCCUGCUUACUUCCAGGUCGGCAUGUCUAUCAUGUCACUCCUCGUCACAUACUCGUCCAUGUUCCUCCCCCCGCCGCCUGCUCGUCCCGGCCAGGCGUCAGGCACCGAGGCCUUUGCUGCUGUGCCCCCUUCGUAGGUGGCAGUACGAGGAUAGAUUGUCUGUAGCCGGUGCCAAGGUAGCAGCUGUACUAUGCAAACUGUAUAAUCCAAUCUUGGCCGCGAGCAUGCGACGAUACCUGUCGGCUGGCGGCCAACGACCAAUGUCUUGCACCAUCGACGGUUCGUGUGUUGCCGCGUCGCCCCGUGUCACUCGCACCCUUGCCUACUCGCAUGCAUUCGUUCGCAUUCCAUAAUACGGCAACCAGCACCGUCUAUCCAUUUGCAUCCAUGCAUCCUACACCUGCCCUGUCCUGC
Messenger RNA from Bipolaris sorokiniana ND90Pr, 751 nucleotides. RefSeq lists its product as uncharacterized. Gene Ontology annotation, cellular component: endoplasmic reticulum membrane. NCBI's taxonomy places the organism in Eukaryota, Fungi, Ascomycota, Dothideomycetes, Pleosporales, Pleosporaceae. The transcript has 8 exons. Bases 120 to 473 code for a protein of 117 amino acids. The record is from RefSeq and is a predicted model, not a curated record. Gene Ontology annotation, molecular function: protein folding chaperone. Gene Ontology annotation, biological process: protein insertion into ER membrane.